AUGACAUCGAUCUCAUAUGCCUAUCGAAUUGGCCAUAAUACUGUAUCAAAGAUCAUAUCAGAGACCUGCGAGGCAAUAUGGAAUGCUUUGAAGGAGACAUAUUUUAUUGAUGACAGUCCAGAGAGUUGGCAAGAAAUUGCCGACAAAUUUCAGCAACUUUGGAACUAUCCGAACUGUAUAGGAUGUAUUGAUGGAAAGCACGUUACAUUGCAGGCUCCGGCAAAUAGUGGCUCGACGCAUUUCAAUUACAAAGGACACCACAGCAUCAAUCUGUUAGCGGUUAGCGAUGCAAAAUAUCGAUUUACUAUGGUCGAUAUCGGUGCGGAAGGUAGACAUAGUGAUGGAGGAGUUUUUAAAAAUAGUGAAAUGGGAAAAUGUUUCGAAGAAG
Temnothorax curvispinosus is the source of this 388-nucleotide messenger RNA. Its product is annotated as protein ANTAGONIST OF LIKE HETEROCHROMATIN PROTEIN 1-like. The annotation marks the transcript as partial. The transcript has 2 exons. The record is from RefSeq and is a predicted model, not a curated record. Lineage: Eukaryota; Metazoa; Arthropoda; Insecta; Hymenoptera; Formicidae.